AUGGCGGCAACUCGGCGUAAAGUAAGUGGGCAGAGGCCACCUAUACUGCCAAUACCAGAAUCGACAACCGAAUCCCAGCCCGGUUAUGGAGAGCAUGGGGAUCAUUCCAUCUCUUUCCUGUCCGAUCUUCCGCAACUUAGUGUGGCAGCGCCAGUCGUUAAUGACAAGCGACAAAGCUCAUUGGUGAAACUGGAUAUCCCAGUGAGCACUACCGACGAAAGCUUAGGGUUUGGACUUGACCUGGAAUUUGACCGUGUUAUUGAGGCCCAAAAGGUUGCGUUUGACCAUUUUCUUUCCCAGCAGCCCCGUUACCCUACCACCUUCAUGGACACAACCAAUACGAACAUGCAACAAUCAUCUUUGUCCAAUUUGAUGCCAUCUGAAAAGAGAGAAAUUCCCUUAGAUUGUGAUAGUAUUGCUAAUAAUGUUACAACUCGACAGAGGGGCUACCUCAUGAGGCAGAAUACCAAAGUUAUUGUCGCUAGCAGCAACGCAGACGAGUCAACAGAUGCGAACGAUUCACCUGUGGAUGGCGACCCAAGAGGGACAAAAUCUGCAGGAAAUUCUCCACGCAAACCAAGCCAGCAGACCUGGACUACCGAACCAUGGAAUGGAAAAACGAGACGCCAAAGCAUCAAGCUAGCAGGUGGCAUGCCAAAGAAGAAAGCAGUUCCCGGAUCUGUUCCUCCAUUGCCAGGACAAGAGAGCAAUGCAAAGCAAGAAGACGGUGUGGACGAACACGAUAAUAUUCCAGGAGAGGAAUUUGAAGAGGGCGAUGAAAGGGGGCGACUGUUUGUCAAAGUCGUUGGAGUGAAGGAUUUGGAUUUGCCGUUAGCACGAGGUGGCCGGUCCAGUUUUGCCCUCACUCUUGAUAAUGGCCUUCACUGCGUAACAACAUCGUGGCUCGAACUUGGCAAGUCUGCUCCCAUCGGCCAAGAAUUUGAAUUGGUCGUUCUUAAUGAGCUUGAGUUCCAGUUGACCCUUCAAAUGAACAUGGAGGAACUCAAAGUUAAGCCCAGCCAACCUGUUGUGUCGUCGCCUGGAAAGCCGACAAAAUCGCACAAGACCUCCACCUUCAGUCGUGUGUUCGCAUCCCCGAAGAAACGGAAGGAGUUGGAACAAAAGCAGCAACUGGAAGCCCAGCAGCUCAAACAGCGGAAAGCCGAAGAAAAGGCUUUGGCUGAGAAAAAGAACCCAUUGGAUGCGCUGCGUCAUUUAGUUGCCAGCGAUGGGAGCUUCGCUCGUGCUUACGUGUCUCUAAGUGAUUACGAGAAAGCGGCUUUUGGAAGACCGCUGACCGUCGAUGUCACUUGCUUCAAUGAGUGGGCGACUGACCCAGUUAAUAAUUCGAAGAACAAGCGAUCAAUGGCUAAUUCCGCAGGAUCUGGCAUGCAACAACGCCCCCCAUACAAGAUUGGCAACCUGGAACUUCAGCUUCUCUAUGUCCCUAAGCCGAAGGGGGCCACGGAUGAUGAUAUGCCGAAGAGUAUGAAUGCGUGCAUUCGGGAGAUGAAAGAGGCUGAUAAUGUGGCUGCGAGAGCGUGGGAAGGAUUUUUGUCUCAACAGGGUGGUGAUUGUCCGUACUGGCGUCGACGUUACUUUAAACUUCAGGGGUCGAAGCUUACAGCGUACCACGAAACUACUCGCCAACCUAGGGCUACCAUCAAUUUGGCGAAAGCAUCCAAAUUGAUUGAUGAUAGGUCUACAUUAACCCAAAAGGAGACGCCAGGGAAAGGCGGUCGUCGACGUAAAUCAGCUUUCGCGGAGGAAGAAGAGGGCUACAUGUUUGUUGAAGAAGGGUUCCGCAUCCGGUUCGGCAACGGCGAAAUAAUUGAUUUUUACGCGGAUAGUGCCCAGGAGAAGGAAGGCUGGAUGAAAGUCCUUGCCGAUAUUGUUGGGAAGGGACAAACUGCCGGUGUCGGUGGACAGCCCAAGGCUUGGACGGAGCUUGUUCUUAAGCGGGAACGUAGCAUUGCUGCUAAAAUUAAAGCCGCUGGUCGCGGUAUGGGACAAGGUAUCGGGUCCCAUCCACCGCCGAGUCCUACGAAGGAUCAGUUUGGUCCACCGUUAGUGGGAAUGGGAACCACACCAAAACCCAAACAUCAGCAUAACCUUUCCCAACCUGAGGCCGGAAAACAUGGUUCUAGCCACCAGAGGAAAGGAUCAUUCGUCUACUAUUGA
Messenger RNA from Histoplasma mississippiense, 2181 nucleotides. RefSeq lists its product as hypothetical. The coding region runs from base 1 to 2181 and encodes 726 amino acids. Lineage: Eukaryota; Fungi; Ascomycota; Eurotiomycetes; Onygenales; Ajellomycetaceae. Gene Ontology annotation, molecular function: GTP binding. The transcript has 3 exons. The record is from RefSeq and is a predicted model, not a curated record.